AUGGGGUUGCUCCGGGUCCUGUUGCUCCUCCUGGUUGUGGCCGUGCUCCUACUUGUGGCCUUCCUGCAUGUUGACAAGGAACUGUUUUGGCCCAUGCUCAGUGGUGAGCCUGAGGAUCCCCCUGUCACCAACAUCAUGUUCCUCAAGACCCACAAGACAGCCAGCAGCACCGUGCUCAACAUCCUCUAUCGUUUCGCCGAGUCACACAACCUGUCCACUGCACUGCCGGCCGGCGGCAGAGUCCACCUGGGCUAUCCCUGGCUCUUCCUGGCCCGCUACGUGGAGGGUGUGGAGGAGGCUGGCCCUGGCGCCAGGCGGCGCUUCAACAUCAUGUGCAACCACAUGCGGUUCAACCUGCCUGAGGUGCAGAAGGUGAUGCCUGAGGAUACCUUCUACUUCUCCAUCCUCCGGGACCCGGCUCACCAGCUAGAGUCGGCCUUUACCUACUACAAGGGCUAUGUGCCGGCCUUCCGCAAGGUCAAGACGCUGGAUGCGUUCCUGGCAUCACCACAGCACUUCUACGGCGAUGGGCAGAUGUUGAGCAAUGCGUACGCACGCAACAACAUGUGGUUCGACCUGGGUUUCGACCACAACGCGCCACCUGAGGAGGGCUAUGUGCGCGCGCGCCUGGCCGAGGUAGAGCAGCGCUUCCAGCUGGUGCUCAUCGCAGAGCACUUUGACGAGUCAGUGGUGCUGCUGCGGCACCUGCUGCGCUGGCGCCUGGACGACGUGGUGGCCUUCAGGCUCAAUUUGCGCAGCCAGCGCACUGUGACCCACCUGGCGCCCGAGAGCCGCGAGCUGGCACGGCGCUGGUGUGCCCUCGACUGGCGCCUGUACCAGCACUUCAACCGUACGCUGUGGGAGCGCCUGUAUACCGAGCUGGGCCCGCAGCGCCUGCGCACUGACGUGGCCCGGCUGCGUGCACGGCGCCUGGAGCUGGCUGAGCUGUGCCUGCAGGAUGGUGCCCCGCAGAACCAGGCACUCAUCACGGAUCGGCUGCUGCAGCCCUUCCAGUCAGGCCAGGCCGACAUCCUGGGCUACAACCUGCGGCCUGGGCUGGACAACGCCACGCUGCACAUGUGCCAGAGGAUGGUGAUGCCUGAGCUGCAAUACAUGGCCCAUCUGUACUCACAGCAGUUUCCGGAGAAGCCCCGCAAGGUCAUCCCCUUCCUGGAAGGGUAGCUGAUGCAGGUGCAGGGUGGGGUGUUGAGGAGGCCAUCCACGGGCCUUCUUUACCAUGUCUCCAGGCCAACCAGAGCAGCGGGUGAGAAGUGACCCUG
Ochotona curzoniae (black-lipped pika) is the source of this 1280-nucleotide messenger RNA. It is a transcript of the gene GAL3ST2, whose product is annotated as galactose-3-O-sulfotransferase 2. The transcript has 4 exons. Gene Ontology annotation, biological process: glycoprotein biosynthetic process; glycolipid biosynthetic process. The record is from RefSeq and is a predicted model, not a curated record. Gene Ontology annotation, molecular function: galactosylceramide sulfotransferase activity. The coding region runs from base 1 to 1182 and encodes 393 amino acids. Gene Ontology annotation, cellular component: membrane. Lineage: Eukaryota; Metazoa; Chordata; Mammalia; Lagomorpha; Ochotonidae.